Chelonus insularis is the source of this 3167-nucleotide messenger RNA. RefSeq names its product succinate dehydrogenase, subunit A (flavoprotein) (gene SdhA). The transcript has 5 exons. The record is from RefSeq and is a predicted model, not a curated record. The coding region runs from base 218 to 2206 and encodes 662 amino acids. NCBI's taxonomy places the organism in Eukaryota, Metazoa, Arthropoda, Insecta, Hymenoptera, Braconidae. Gene Ontology annotation, molecular function: succinate dehydrogenase (quinone) activity; flavin adenine dinucleotide binding; electron transfer activity. Gene Ontology annotation, biological process: tricarboxylic acid cycle; mitochondrial electron transport, succinate to ubiquinone.
GUAGUCGCGCAUUGGAUCAGUCGGUCUUUUCGCAUUCUACUAAACAUAAAGUGUAAUUUUUUUUCGUCGUUUUCACGCUGCGCCGUACGAGAAGUACGCGAGUGAAAAAAACGGAAAAAAUUAAAUAAAUCCAAUCUGCAAAGUCGUCUGUCCGUGAGAUAAUAAUCACGAAAACGUUGAGAUUUAGUUUUACUACAAAACAAAGUCAGUUUUAUUGAUGAAAAUGAGUGGGAUACUUAAGCUUUCGUGUCUCCUGGCAAGACAACCAACUCGAGUGCUGAAUCAAUUGGGACUACCGGUUGUUGCAAAUCGCAAAUUUCAUUAUACACCGGAUGGCAAAGCUGCUAAGGUGUCAGAAGGAAUUUCAAAGCAAUAUCCAGUAGUAGACCAUACAUAUGAUGCAGUUGUUGUUGGAGCUGGUGGUGCAGGAUUACGAGCAGCUUACGGGCUUGUGGCUGAAGGAUUUAAAACAGCUGUUGUCACUAAAUUAUUUCCAACACGAUCUCACACAGUCGCUGCUCAAGGAGGAAUUAAUGCCGCUCUUGGAAAUAUGGAAGAAGACAAUUGGCAGUGGCAUAUGUAUGAUACUGUUAAAGGAUCUGAUUGGCUUGGAGACCAAGAUGCAAUUCAUUAUAUGACUCGUGAAGCACCAAAAGCUGUUAUUGAGUUGGAAAAUUGUGGAAUGCCUUUCAGCCGAACCCAAGAUGGCAAAAUUUACCAACGAGCUUUUGGUGGACAAUCCUUGAAAUUUGGAAAAGGAGGUCAAGCUCAUAGAUGUUGUUGUGUCGCGGACAGAACUGGACAUUCACUUCUUCAUACUCUUUAUGGCCAAUCUCUUAGCUACGAUUGUAACUACUUUGUGGAAUAUUUUGCUCUAGACUUAUUGAUGGAAGGUGGAGAGUGUCGAGGAGUUAUUGCUUUAUGUUUGGAAGACGGAUCAAUUCAUCGUUUCCAUGCUAAAAAUACCGUCUUAGCAACUGGAGGUUACGGACGUGCUUACUUUUCAUGUACUUCAGCCCACACAUGUACAGGUGAUGGUACUGCGAUGGUAACCCGUGCUGGACUUCCCAAUCAAGAUCUCGAAUUUGUCCAGUUUCAUCCAACAGGAAUUUAUGGAGCAGGAUGUUUAAUUACUGAAGGAAGUCGUGGAGAGGGCGGAUAUCUAAUUAACAGUGAAGGUGAAAGAUUUAUGGAACGUUACGCUCCAGUUGCUAAAGAUCUUGCAUCUCGAGAUGUCGUCUCCAGAUCCAUGACUAUUGAAAUUCGUGAAGGAAGAGGAGUGGGACCUGAAAAAGAUCAUAUUUACUUACAACUUCACCAUCUCCCACCAGAACAAUUAGCUGCAAGACUUCCUGGUAUUUCAGAAACUGCAAUGAUUUUUGCUGGAGUGGAUGUAACUCGUGAACCCAUUCCCGUAUUACCAACUGUGCAUUAUAAUAUGGGUGGAGUACCAACAAACUAUAAAGGACAAGUUUUAACAACAAAGAAUGGAGAAGAUACCGUUGUACCUGGACUAUACGCAUGUGGAGAAGCAGCAUGUGCUUCAGUUCAUGGUGCUAAUCGUUUAGGUGCUAAUUCUCUUCUUGACCUGGUAGUUUUUGGACGAGCUUGUGCUAAAACAAUCGGAGCAGAAAACAAACCUGGAGAAAAAAUUGGUAGCCUCAGUUCGAAUGCCGGAGAACAAUCUGUAGCUAAUUUGGAUCGCAUCAGACAUGCGAAUGGUUCAAUUUCUACCGCAGAAUUGAGACUGACAAUGCAAAAAACCAUGCAAACACACGCUGCUGUGUUUAGAGAGGCAAAAACACUCCAAGAAGGUUGCCAGAAGAUGACCGACUUGUAUAAAAAAUUAGAUGAACUUAAAUUAACUGAUCGAUCUCUCAUAUGGAAUUCAGACUUGAUAGAAACAUUGGAGCUUCAAAAUUUAAUGUUGAACGCAAUGCAGACUAUUUACGCAGCUGAAAAUAGAAAGGAAAGUCGUGGUGCUCAUGCACGAGAAGAUUUCAAAGAUAGAAUCGAUGAAUAUGAUUAUAGUAAGCCCAUAGAGAAUCAAAGCCCUAAACCAAUAGAUCAACACUGGAGAAAGCACACUCUUACUACAAUGGACGAAAAAACUGGAAAGGUCUCAAUUGACUACCGAAAUGUAAUUGAUGCGACAUUGGAUUCUAAGGAAUGCGCUACAGUACCUCCAGCGAUUCGUUCAUACUAAACUCAUUUAGUUCGCACACCAAUGUUACUGAAUUCGUAAAACAUAAAUUACAAAUAAUCUUGUCAUUAAUUUUAAAUAUUUAAAUUUAAAGCCUGAGUCGAUUCUUAUUAUUGUACAAGUCACCAAAAGAAGCAGCAAAUUUAUUUAUUUUUAAUUAUUAAUUCGUUACCAAGAUCCAAUAUGCACCAAAGUUUGUACUUUGUCAAUUUGUUCGAGAUUAUUUGUUGUAAAAUAUGCAUAUGAUCGAAUAUUUUGUUGAGGUAAAAUGAAGAAGGUACUGAGUUUAAAGAAGCAACAAAUUUAUAUAAAGAUGUACUGACUGAUCUCUUCUUCAUUUAAUGUCAAUUUUUAAUAUUACGUGGUAGUUAACUAAUGAGUAUUAAAGCUGAAAUGGAGCAGAUAAAUAUUGGCUUCAUCAAAAUAACAAAAAAAAACGCAAAACUUUAUAUUAAAUUUUACACGCAGUUAUGUACUUAAAAAAAAAGUCUAAGAACAAAUAAUUUAUUAAUUAUAUAAAACUCAUUGUGUUUCUUUUUAUCUUCAAUCAUCUAGUUCAAGUAUUACGUAAAGAUAAUUAUUUAUUGUCUACUCAACAUUUGAAAUUACUGAAUCCAUCAGUAUUUUUUUUAGAAUCAAUUUUGUUCAUUAUGUAGUGAAAAUGUAAAUAAUUCGGAAUUUCUGCUGCAUUGUUUAUGAUCAAUUAAUUAUAAUUCAGAUCUGUCGAAAAUUGAGUACUGAUAAAUGAACUUGUAAUGUCUGAUGCAUUACUUGUAUGAAAUUAAAUCAAUCCCUUGUGAAUUACCUACAAUAUUUGAUAUUAUAAAAGGUAGUAAACUAGCACAAAAAUGUGCAUUGAGACUGUAAAUAUUGUAAAUCAAUUGCUUAAUAAAAGAAUUGAAACGGCUUUUAUUGACAAAAAUGAAAAAAAUGUCUCAAAUAAAGUGUUUAAUAAAUUUCUUAA